AUGUUGUGCAGCAAUCAACGGCAGUUUUGGACGGUAGGAGGAGAGCGAACUGUUUGUUUUCACAGUAAACCGGUAAACGAAAGCUUCUACUUGUUCGUCUCCCAACAAAUGGUCGUUUUUGCCUGUUCGGUGAAGGAGUAAGUGUUUUCAUGUUGUGCAAUUUACACUGUUUGCGUGAAGACUUUCAACUGGCGAAUAGCAUCAGUUCGCCCGGAGGGUCAUCGUCAGCGACGACACCCUCUGCUCCGUUAGCGUCAACUGUUUAGAAAAUGACCGGAGAGAAGAUCCGCUCCCUGCGUAAGGAUCAGAGGCCGAGCAAGGACGAGGACUUACUGGAACCGGACGAGGAGGCUGCCACCGGGACGUUCACCGCAUCCAAGACGAACAACAAGAGCAGAGCGAGUAAAAUCUUCAGCAAUCACAAGUUAAUCAAGUCUUCAUCCACACAGCAGCAGCAGCAGCAGCAGAACCAACAGUCGCAGAUUAAUGCUAACACUAACACGCUGUCAUCAACGGAUGUCAUCGAUGACAAUAACAAAAACCCCAUCAUCCGAACCGGGCAGGACUUUCCGGUUCAUGAAUGUGUAUUUAAAGGAGAUGUCCGGCGCCUCUCUUCGCUCAUACGGACACAGAAUAUCGCCCAGAAAGACGUCCAUGGAAACACACCGCUGCAUCUCGCUGUCAUGAUGGGCCACAAAGAGUGUGCCCACCUGCUGCUGGCUCACAAUGCACCAGUGAAGGUGAAGAACGCUCAGGGAUGGAGCCCCCUUGCUGAGGCCAUUAGCUACGGAGACCGACAAAUGAUCACAGCGCUGCUGAGGAAGCUGAAGCAGCAGUCCAGGGAGAGUGUGGAGGACAAGAGGCCCAAGCUGCUGAAAGCACUGAAAGAACUCGGAGACUUUUACUUAGAGCUUCACUGGGACUUCCAAAGUUGGGUGCCUUUGCUCUCCAGAAUCCUGCCUUCAGACGCGUGUAAGAUCUACAAGCAGGGCCUCAACAUCAGAUUGGACACGACCCUGAUAGACUUCACAGACAUGAAGUGUCAGCGCGGCGACCUCAGUUUCAUCUUCAACGGCAAUGCCAUCCCCUCUGAGUCUUUCGUCGUGCUGGACAAUGAACAGAAAGUCUACCAGCGGAUACACCAUGAGGAGUCGGAGAUGGAGACGGAGGAGGAAGUGGACAUUCUGAUGAGCAGCGACGUGUACUCGGCCACGCUCUCCACCAAAUCCAUCACCUUCUCCAGGGCGCAGACCGGCUGGCUGUUCAGAGAAGACAAGACGGAGCGCGUGGGAAACUUUCUGGCUGAUUUCUACUCUGUGAACGGCCUGGUGCUCGAGUCCAGGAAGAGGCGGGAGCAUCUGAGCGAGGAGGACAUCUUGAGGAACAAAGCCAUCAUGGAGAGCCUGAGCAAAGGAGGGAAUCUCAUAGAGCAGAACUUCGAGCCGGCGAGGAGGCAAUCUUUAACUCCCCCUUCACCCAACACUAUCUCCUGGGAGGAAUACAUCUCUGCUGACAAUGGAAAAGCACCUCAUCUAGGAAGAGAGCUGGUCUGCAAAGAGAGCAAGAAAAACUUCAAAGCCACGAUAGCCAUGAGUCAAGACUUCCCUCUGGGCAUUGAAUCGUUACUGAAUGUUCUGGAAGUGAUUGCACCCUUCAAGCACUUUAAUAAACUCAGGGAGUUUGUUCAGAUGAAGCUCCCCCCAGGCUUUCCUGUCAAACUCGACAUCCCCGUCUUUCCAACGAUCACAGCCACCGUGACGUUUCAGGAGUUUCGCUACGAUGAGUUUGAUCAGUCCAUUUUUACCAUUCCCAACGACUAUAAAGAAGACCCCAGCCGCUUCCCCGACCUUUAACCUCUCAAGCGGGAGCAGGAAACGAACGUGCAACAAGGCCACGUUAUGCUACAAAACAUACUUUUUGAAUUACAAAAGGAAAAAAAAAACUGCGCCAACGUUUCUUGACAGCUUGUGGAUUCCAUCGUCCAUCCCAACCCUGACGACAGACAGCAACAAGGCGACGAGAGUGUGACGUGACAGGACAUAAAUGGCCUCAUUAGAGCUGACGGAGUAUUAACAAAGUGUUUGGAAGCAUUGUGUCGCAGGUUGAGAGCCUCAUCAGUGAAAAGACAUUGAGCAGGUGAGUUUUCUGUCCACAGGAUAUAAGUAGAAGACAGACAACCAGUUCAGUUGAUGCUAUGUAUUUAAGUAUGUAAGUAAUGUUUAUAAAGGGAAUGUUUUUAACUGACUCGUAGUACGGCACUGAUAUUACUGUGUGACACGUUGAGUAGGAAUUCCACCAAAAAUGACUUUUUAGGUACUUUUUCCUGCUUAAGUAGACUUUUAAAAAUUCAGUUCCCCUUCUUCUGAUGCUGGAUUUGAGGUCAGUGAGACAUAAAAUUCAUACAAUCUAAUGCACGCUUGUUAGACAGAUGUGUAGGGGAAUAACAACACUGCAUUUUUUACACUUAGAAAUGUUCCCAGAGAUGUACUAAACACUGAUUAAAAUGUCAUUUGACAUUCAUUUUCAAGAAAUGUUAAGUGAAGCAGCUUCUUCGUAGGUUAAAAACCUAAAAAUAAUUUUUUGCAGGAUUCCACUUUAACUCUGCACAUUAGAAAAUUGUGUGUGAGUGUGUGUGCAUGUGCGUGUGUGUGUGCGUAACAUUGAUUUUCAUGGGCAUGGAGUAGCAUCACUGAACUUUUGGGCACUAUUAAGAUCCACUACAGUCACUCUACAGUUUGUGAUACUCAACCUUUAAUUCUGCUUUUGAAAUAUUAUAGUUUCAUCGAGGCAACGCUAGAACUGCUGCAGUUUUUAUGGUACCAGUUUUUUUUUUUGUUUGUUCGAGUGGCAGCGAGGGUAAUUUAUGAUGUCUCAGCCUUUUGUUUCUUACUACACCUGUAAACCAUGUAACAAACUCCACAAUCCUGCUAACAGAAGAAAACUGUACAGUAAGUAGAUAUUAGGGAAUUAAUGAAUGGUUACAACAUUCAUGCCAAUUUUACAAAUAACAAGAACCAGGCUUUUUCUCUCGCACAGUCUGUAAAUACAGGUUUGUCUUUUACGUUGUUUUCUUCUUUGUGCUGAUGAGUUUAAGAUAUUCUCUGCAAGCAGAAGAGUUGUGGAAAUUUUUCUACGUAGCGUCACAGGUUAAUUCAAGGGGUUCAUUGGUUUGUAACAUGGUGGCAGUUGCUAUUUUUGUACAUACUUGUUAAUGUUUUAAAGGAAAAAAAAAAUCUCUUUACUCUCUUGUCAUUAUUUCCCAUCCUUGUGAACCUCCUCCAGAUGUGUGGAAUAAUCAAUCACUUCCACAGUGUGAAAAGCACAAAGCACCUAGUUUCCCCAGAAAACGAAUUCUGUAGAAGUCCAGGAGGUGCUGACUGGAGGCUGUUAAACUCUCCAGGAGUGUUUAUAGCUGCUGCUGCGGUUCAUGAGCUUUUAAUCGUGUUGAUACAAACUGGUGUGGUGCUCAUGUUUGUUAACUUGUUCCUGGAGUUUAAAAGGUGUACUACGCAGAUGUGGUCACUCAAAGUAUUGUUAGAACAAUUAGCUUAUUUACAUCCAUAUUCAUUAUCAGUAUAACCAAAUCUUUUUCCACAACACGUUCCUCCUAACGGGCAAGUGCAGCCAACCUUACUGAUACUGUGCCUCCUCACCUACAUGACGCUUGACAUUUUAUCUCAUGCUCCUUCCUGUCUUCAGCUGCUUGAAUUUUACAUGUUUUACGUAGGAAAUUCAGCAUUCUACAUGUCCGUUGUACAGCAAAGACUGUUGUAUACGUCUGCGACACUAUUUUCAUAUAAAAUGUACUAAAAUAAAAAUUCCACAUAUC
Molecule: messenger RNA, 3829 nt
Organism: Chelmon rostratus (copperband butterflyfish)
Lineage: Eukaryota; Metazoa; Chordata; Actinopteri; Chaetodontiformes; Chaetodontidae
Product: ankyrin repeat domain-containing protein 13C
Exons: 13
Coding region: 270-1853 (527 amino acids)
Cellular component (GO): cytoplasm
Molecular function (GO): protein binding
Source: RefSeq, a predicted model, not a curated record